CCUUCCAAGUCCGCCUCCCGAGUUCCGACCCAGCCAACCCACCAAACCCUAGCUCGAAUUAGAAAAGGAGGAGGAGGAGAAAGAUUCCCCAACCCGCCGCCGCGUCGCCGCGAGAUGGCCGAGUACGACGAGCGCUACGAGGGCAACGGCGGCCCCGCCCCCGGGGACGCGGGCGCCCACGCCCAGGCCGAGUACGGCGCCGCUCCCCCCGCCGCCGGCGCCGGCUCACCGCCCGCCGCGGCCAAGCCCACCGGGUUCUCCGACCACGCCGACGGCCGCGCCUCCCAGCCCCAGCACGAGACACAGUUGCAUGACAGUGGUUCCUCAAAAUCCCGAGAAAGGGACAGAGAACGUGAUAAGGGCAAGGACAGGGAGCGCGACAGGGACCGUGGCCGAGAGAGGGAGAGGGACCGGGGCAGGGAUAAGGACCGCGAAAGAGGUGACAGGGACAGGGAUCGUGAUCGCCACCACAGGGAUCGCCGCGAGCGUAGCGAGAAAAGGGAACACCGUGAUCGUUCCGAUGAUCGUGACCGCCACCGUGAUGAUCGUGACCGUCACAGGAGCCAUGAUUCUGAAAGGAGAAGAGAUCGUGAAAGAGAUGGCCACCGUAGGCAUCGGUCGCGCUCUCGCUCCCCGUCUAAGAGCCGUGAUCGUGACCGAAGAUCUAGAUCUCGUUCACGCUCUCGUUCAAAGAGCAAGCGUGUGAGUGGAUUUGACCAAGCACCGCCACAACCGACGAUGCCUAUAGCUGCUGCUGGUGCUGUUCCUGGUCAGCUGCCUGGAGUAACUCCUCCUAUUCCAGGGAUGUUUCCAAACUUAUAUAAUUUGGGACAGAUCAAUCCCCUUGUUAUUCAACCACAAGCCAUGACACAACAGGCUACUCGACAUGCUCGGCGUGUGUAUGUUGGUGGACUUCCUCCAACUGCUAAUGAGCAGACUGUUGCCAUAUUCUUCAAUGGAGUUAUGGCAGCUAUUGGAGGAAACACAGCUGGUCCAGGUGAUGCUGUUCUUAAUGUCUACAUAAACCAUGACAAGAAAUUUGCUUUUGUUGAGAUGAGAUCUGUGGAAGAAGCAAGCAAUGCAAUGGCCUUAGAUGGCAUAAUGUUCGAGGGAGCACCGGUGAAGGUUAGAAGGCCCACGGACUAUAAUCCUUCCCUAGCAGCUGCGCUGGGCCCAAGCCAGCCAAACCCCAAUCUUAAUCUUGCUGCUGUUGGCUUAACCCCUGGCUCUGCUGGAGGAUUAGAAGGUCCAGAUCGCAUUUUUGUGGGUGGACUACCCUAUUACUUCACUGAGGCCCAAGUGCGGGAGUUGCUCGAAUCCUUUGGUCCUCUGCGUGGAUUUGAUCUUGUGAAGGAUAGGGAAACUGGUAACUCGAAGGGUUAUGCAUUCUGUGUCUACCAGGAUCUUACUGUUACCGACAUUGCCUGUGCUGCUCUUAAUGGCAUCAAGAUGGGAGACAAGACCCUUACUGUUAGGCGGGCGAACCAAGGAGCUAAUCAGCCUAGGCCAGAGCAAGACAGUGUCCUGAUUCAGGCACAACAACAGGUGCAAAUGCAGAAACUCGUGUACCAGGUUGGAGGUGCCCUUCCAACAAAAGUUGUAUGCCUGACACAGGUAGUCACAGCAGAUGAACUGAGAGAUGAUGAGGAAUAUGAGGACAUUGUGGAGGACAUGAGGGAAGAAGGGCGCAAAUACGGUAACUUGGUGAAAGUUGUAAUCCCACGGCCUGACCCCAGCGGUGCUCCUGUUGCUGGAGUUGGGAAGGUGUUUUUGGAAUAUGCAGAUGUGGAAGGAUCGACCAAGGCGAAGACUGGCAUGCAUGGGAGGAAGUUUGGCGGGAAUCAGGUGGUGGCUGUGUUCUACCCCGAGGACAAGUUUGCUGCGGAGCAGUACGACGGAUGAAAGUUAGAACCUGUGCUAGAGUUGUGUUGCGCCACAUGAUGUGGUGGUUUUUCAUCUUAGUUUGAGGACCAGAACCAUUGCUAGUGUCCACAAUUGAUUUCGUACCAUACUGUAGUCGUAAAGUUUGUCCAGAAACCAUUGUAGUUGUUGGAUGUGUGCUGUGCUGCUGAGACUGCUACGAUGAAAGAAUUCAUUUGAUGUUUCUUGUUGCUACCA
This is a messenger RNA of Panicum hallii, 2118 nucleotides long. Its product is annotated as splicing factor U2af large subunit B. Gene Ontology annotation, biological process: mRNA processing. Bases 115 to 1902 code for a protein of 595 amino acids. Gene Ontology annotation, molecular function: pre-mRNA 3'-splice site binding; poly-pyrimidine tract binding. The transcript has 10 exons. The record is from RefSeq and is a predicted model, not a curated record. Gene Ontology annotation, cellular component: U2-type prespliceosome; commitment complex; U2AF complex. NCBI's taxonomy places the organism in Eukaryota, Viridiplantae, Streptophyta, Magnoliopsida, Poales, Poaceae.